This is a messenger RNA of Diaporthe batatas, 642 nucleotides long. RefSeq lists its product as uncharacterized. The transcript is spliced from 3 exons. The coding region runs from base 1 to 642 and encodes 213 amino acids. The record is from RefSeq and is a predicted model, not a curated record. Lineage: Eukaryota; Fungi; Ascomycota; Sordariomycetes; Diaporthales; Diaporthaceae.
AUGGCAAGCCAGCGAGACGACGACUUAGACUCGAUGUACUCGGAUGAUCUUCAGGUCCAGAAUCUCGUCCUUGGCACCAUCGAGGAACAAGACGCUGCCAGAGAAGCGUGCGCUGACGGUGACAACGACCCGGAUGUUGUCGGCUCAGUCGUCUCCAGCGUGGAGAGCUGCUUUGAUGAUGUAAGCCUUGGAGCGUCAGCCCUCAGAAUCGAAUCUCGGGAUCACUCGUCAAUGGAGGACGGGCUUUAUCUUUGGUGGCCGUCUGACCUGACUUCUGGCCUUCACCAGGUGGAAAUAUCGACCGCCACAGACCCGAACGAAGGCAGCAACGGAGAUCCUGACCCCGAACCUGACGCCGGCCUCGAAUCCAAUCCCGACUCACUUUCGAACCCAGCCUCGUCACCGGAACAGGCAGAUUCCCAGACAGAAGGCCCGCCCGACCACCCUGCGUUUCCUAUCUUAUGGGCAAGAGCGCCCAGACACUAUGAAAUUGAAGAAAUGCCAGGAUUCCUUCACUUUGAUAUACAAAAUGGGCGCAGAGUGGCGAUAUUCGACGAGAGAACGUGGAAGGAGGGUUUCACUCGUGGCUUGAGGAGGCACAUCAUGAAGCGGGCCAGGCGGGAUGAUGAUUGUGAUGAAUGA